GGUCACAGAGAAUUCGCGGUGACAGUCGGGACGUCGGCGGACGUGUGUGCCUGCGCUGAGGAAAGGUGCAUGUCCCCAGUGUCCGCUCUCGUCGCCCGGUUUGGAAUGCGCCUCACGCAGCCGGUGUACGGUAUAAUGCUCGGUGAAACGCAAGCGGGGUCUGUGAUCUGAGUAGAGUCAUGGUUUGGCAUCGCUUACAGCAUUAGUAUCUCGUUGAGCACUUGAUUCAUUGAGCUAGCUGUCGUUAGCGCGUCGUUAGUUCAUAGCGCGCUAGGUCGCUAGGCGGCUAGCUAGCUAGCGAGGAAGCUAGGUAAGUGUGCUGCCGACCGAUCCAAUCGAGCAGUAGACAAGCCGACUGACUGCUGAACACAGCCGGUGUUAUAGAGAAAGAGGUGGUGGCAGGCGGGGCUGGGAGAACACGACGGGGUGGAAGUGAGUGAGGAGCGGCUGAUGAGUUCAGACCAGAGCGGAGAGCCGCCGCUGCUGCAGGAGGAGGCUGAUCCCGGACCGAAGACCGGUGGGAAGGACGAGGCUCCGUUGGGGAGCGAGGGAGGGACAGGCGGCAUGGUCACGUCAAAGGGUGCUGGUUUGAACCCAAAUGCCAAAGUUUGGCAGGAGAUGCCUGUGGCCCCCAGUGAGGCGGUUAACAGCGGCCCAGAUUGGCCCACUACAGAUAUUAAUGAGGGUUAUUCUGAGCCUUCGCCUGGUGGGUGCAAGCAGUACACGGAGGGAUUUAUGGCCCCAGAAGAUGGCGGCUCCACGGUGACGGCGGAGAUUGCUGUAAAUGGACUGGACCCUCAAGAUUUGGGCUUUUCCCCUGAUGAGUCCACAACUUCAGAUUAUAAGACUGAAGAACCAGUCUCCUCUGAAAAUCUACGAGAGUCUUUGAAGAAAGAGCUGGAGUUUUAUUUCUCAAGAGAAAACCUCUCUAAGGAUUUGUACCUCAUGUCCCAGAUGGACAGUGAUCAGUUUGUCCCCAUUUGGACUAUAGCCAGCAUGGAGGGCAUCAAAGCCCUCACAACCGACAUAGACUUGAUCCUGGACGUGUUAAGAUCCUCCCCCAUGGUGCAGGUGGAUGAGAAGGGGGAGAAAGUGCGCCCUAACCAUAAGAGGUGCAUCAUCAUCCUGAGAGAAGUCCCCGAAACCACACCUGUUGAGGAAGUGGAAUCAUUGUUCAAAAACGACAACUGCCCAAAGGUGAUAAGUGUUGAGUUUGCACACAACAACAACUGGUACAUCACAUUCCAGUCAGACACUGACGCUCAACAGGCAUACAAAUACCUAAGAGAGGAAGUCAAAACAUUUCAGGGAAAGCCCAUUAUGGCCAGGAUAAAGGCCAUCAACACUUUUUUCGCUAAGAAUGGCUACCGUAGCAUGGACAGCAGCCUGUACGCUCAGCAGUCACAGAGCCAGUCCCAGUACAGCACUCCGCUGUACAUGCAGCCCGUUUACCCCCAGCAGCAGUACUCCGUCUACGGCAUCGUACCCCAAACCUGGACUCCUUCGCCUGCACCUUAUUUUGAAACUCCUUUGCAGGCACCGUUUCCCAACAGCAGCUUCGUCAAUGGAUUCAGCUCUCCUGGACACUAUAAACCAAGCUCCACUGCACUCAACAUCACUCGUCCUUUUAACAGAAAUCGCGUCCCUCUUUAUUCAAGAAAGAAUGUAAUAAAUGCCUUCAGAAACCACGUGAAGCCCCAGAUGAGGAGCGAGGUGUCCCCCACAUCCUUAACGCCCGACACUGUGACUGCUCUGCGCAGCCCGCAGUCCCCUGCUCCUGUCGCCGCCGUCACCACCAACCCAGUCAUUACCGCCACAGACCUGAGCUCAGCAUUCUCGCAUCCCGUCGCGUCUUCAUCGUCUUUGGAUCCCAGUGACGACAAUGGGGGUGCUGGCCGUGGAAGACGGAGCACGACCUACAGAGGACCGCGCAGGAGGCGAGAAGAUGAGCGCAUUACGAAGCCUAUUCCCUUAGCUGAAGUGAAAGUCUCUCCACCCAAGUUUGACUUGGCUGCCACCAACUUCCCUCCUCUUCCUGGCUGUGUCGUCAGCACGCAGGGGGAGCCAGUGCUAGAAAACCGAAUGUCAGAUGUUGUACGUGGUUUGUACAGAGACAAGACGGAACAAACCAAUAAAGAAACGACUGUAAGUGCAAGUUCAAGCCACGUCCCAGCCACAGAAGAAGCUGUGGCUUCCUCAAGUCCUGCUCUGGCAGCUCCAAAACCUGCCAUCCAAGCACCGGGACCCCCAGCACCCUCUGUCACUGCUCAUGAGACAAAGACUGAACGAGCAGAGCCCACAGUUUUCAAAGCGGCUCCACGCACAUCUGUUCAGGCCCCUUUCAAGUCCUCCUCCACACAGCCUGGGCUGAACUCCAGAGCUCAACCGUCUGCGACUCCUACGUCAGGGACAACCAACACGCCGGCUCCUGCUCCUGCAGCUGCCACACCUGUACAGGAGCCCCGCAAACUCAGCUACGCUGAAGUGUGCCAGCGGCCGCCUAAGGACCCUCCCCCUGCACCUCCCGCUCCAGCCUCCUCCAGCGCCGCCUCUGGUCAGCCGCUGCGUGAGUUGCGCGUCAACAAGGCGGAUGAGCCCGGCUCCAGCAGUAACCCCGGGGACAAGCAGGAGAAAGCCCUGGACAGGGAGGGGGGAUGGGAAUGCAAAGAGAGCCGGCAACCACGCGAUCGUGACUCUCAAGGUUACCACCGCAGCAACGGUCCCAGGGGCACGGGAGGCCUUAAGUUCCGGGACCAGCGGCGCCCGCCUCCAGCCCGUCGUGGCUCCCCGCACGGGAGCUACAGGCACACUGGCAAAGAGCAGAACAUCCCACCAGUAUCGCCAAAGUAAAAACUUGAUGAUUGAAAAAAAAAAAAGUUGUACGGAAAAAAAAUAUAUAUAUAUAUACAUGGAUAUAUAUAUAAAUAUAUAUGUAAUUCUAUAAAAAUGAAUAACAAAAGCAACAACAUAAUGGUAGCCACCUUCCCACCUGGAACUUAUCCAAAGAAAAGCUUUCAAAGUGACUGUGGCAUCCAGGAUUGUAGGAGCAAAAUGAAACCUGAGAAGCGUUGACGAGCAAUUUAAAGGAAACGCGCAUCCCGUUUGCCUCCAGCUAUGCUUAAAGAAAUUUAAGUGUUUUGAGGAGCUGGGUCAUUUAUGCUCUGAAUGGGAACGGUGGGAUACUGGGCCAAGUAAAUGGCCCUCUACCUUUUUUAUUUUUAAUAAAUAGAUGUUGGUCUGCAAGAACAAUAUGCACUAAAAUGACGAGAACAUGCAUAUAUGUCAUGUACAUAAACAAAGAUAUCACUAACGCAACAAGACAUCAAGAUUUUUUUUUUUUAAGCUUAAAUUUGCAAGUAUGACUGAAGAGUUGACUGAUGUCUGUAUGCAUUGAUUGUUAAGCAAAAUGAUUGAAGUGCUACAAUGUGCUGUUGCACUGAAAUUGAUUUUUUUGAUUUUUACAGCAGAGAUUCUGAGGCAUUGUCCUGGAACUGGACAUCGGGCCUUAUAGAGGUGAAAAGCGUUCUAUGGUGGUGUUUUGAUCUCGUUUAUAAUUAGCUCAAAUGCGAUCAGUUAGACACCGGAAACUGUUAGCCACGGUCCUACGUGUGGUUUUUGUUGAAUCCGAUUCUUUCUUUUUGUUUUUGUUUGGGGCUCACUGGCCUGUUCGCCACUAUGAACCUUCUCUCCUGGUCCAAAGUUUUUCAUGUUCCGUUUUAUGUUUAUCAUAACUGUUUUGGGUCUAACCACUGCAUCGGAUUCAGAAUUUUGUUCAUGUUUGAUAAUCAGUCAGGUUCUCUGUUUACAUGUCUGGAUAGUAGAAUGAUGUUUAAUGAUUAAAGUAUAGUUUGAUGCUAAGAUUGGAUUUGAGUGGUGGUUCAGAUGAGGCCUCACUUUUGUAUAUCAUCACAGGAUAUCCAGGUUAAGCUUAUAUCUGUGAACUGUUCAUGAGUGGCUACUGCCAAAAACCGACCGAAGAGUUCUUAGUUCAAAAUGAUAAAAAGCAUCAAAUCUGGCAGGCAGGUUAUGAAAGAAAAGUGUCUGGUUGUAAGGAAUGUGCCAGCCGCCUGUGAUCAUAGAGCGCUUUUGUUUUGUUUUUUCUUUUCUUUGAGGUAUGCUAAAUAAUUUAGUCUUUGGGGAAAUUUUUUGCUCAGUGAAACUGGAUUUUGAGAAGCUGUAGAAGUGUAGUAGCCUAUGCUAAAUGAUAAUAACCCGUCACUAGAAAUGUGUGGGAGAAUGUAAUUGUUAUAGUUCUGAAUUUGCAAAGGCUUUUGAGACCAGGUAAACAUCAGAUCGUUUGUGAAUUAUUUUAGGGUGGUUUUGCUUGUUUUUUUUUCCAUUUUCAUUUUUUAAUUUUGAGAAACAGAUUGAUUUAGAAUUUGAAGUCUGACUCACUGUAUGUAUUGGUUUUAAAAAUGUAUUUAUUUUAAUUCUAAUGCAUAACGCUUUUCUCCCAAUCUUGGUAGGCUGGUUUCCCCAAAGUUGUGUGAAAUUGCAUUGGCAAAAUAAAAUCCUGUGUAUGAUUUUUCCAUACUGAUUGACAUGUCAGCUAAGAGAAAAUACUUGAUAAAUUGACUUUGGGUUUAAUAAUGCAGUAAAUGUGUAUCCAAUCACUGGGGCUUUUUUUCUGUUUUAUUUUCAUUAAUGAGUAUGAGCAGCUAGUGAUUUAGUAUAAUUAAAUAAAUGCACUAACUUGUUUUUCAAAAGGAAAAAAAAGAUGUACUCAACAUUAAUGUGAAAUAAUUUUAGAAGCUUAUGGUUGAUGUUGACAGGCUUGCAAAUAAUUACAAGAAUUGCUUCCCCCCUGCAAUAUGUUUGGGUUUUUUCUGUUAAUUUGGUUUGGGUGGCAUCAGGAAAUGUAGUAAUGGAUCAACCAAGUGUUUGAGACACAAUCUUAGAACUGUAUGAAUUGUCACCAAAAUAAAUUAUUUUGAUUUGGC
Messenger RNA from Oryzias melastigma (Indian medaka), 4940 nucleotides. RefSeq names its product La ribonucleoprotein 4 (gene larp4aa). Gene Ontology annotation, molecular function: mRNA 3'-UTR binding. Gene Ontology annotation, biological process: positive regulation of translation. The coding region runs from base 451 to 2850 and encodes 799 amino acids. Lineage: Eukaryota; Metazoa; Chordata; Actinopteri; Beloniformes; Adrianichthyidae. The record is from RefSeq and is a predicted model, not a curated record. The transcript has 17 exons. Gene Ontology annotation, cellular component: cytosol; cytoplasmic stress granule.